AUGAGUACGGACGCGGAAAUGGAGUGUUUCGGCCCGGCGGCCUUGUACCUCCGGAAGCCAGAAGAGAGAAUUGAAGCUCAAAACACUCCCUUUGACGCUAAAACAGCGUACUUUGUGACUGAGCCCAAGGAGAUGUACCUCAAGGGGAAACUUAUCAAGAGAGAGGGCGGCAAAGCCACUGUUGAGACUCUCACUGGAAAGACUCUAACUGUAAAAGAAGAUGAAGUCUUCCCCAUGAACCCUCCAAAGUUCGAUAAGAUUGAGGACAUGGCCAUGAUGACCCACCUCAGUGAGCCUUCUGUGCUGUAUAACCUCAAAGAGCGCUAUGCAGCAUGGAUGAUCUACACCUACUCUGGGCUGUUCUGCGUCACUGUGAACCCCUACAAGUGGCUCCCAGUGUAUGAUGCAGUGGUUGUCGCAGGAUACAGAGGAAAAAAGAGGAUUGAGGCUCCACCCCACAUCUUCUCCAUCUCGGACAAUGCCUAUCAGUUCAUGCUUACUGACCGUGAGAAUCAGUCGAUCCUUAUCACUGGAGAAUCCGGUGCAGGAAAGACUGUCAACACCAAACGUGUCAUCCAGUAUUUUGCGACAAUCGCAGUGGCUGGAGGAAAGAAAUCUGAGCCAGUUCCUGGAAAAAUGCAGGGGUCGCUGGAGGAUCAAAUCAUUGCAGCCAACCCACUGCUGGAGGCUUAUGGAAAUGCCAAAACUGUCAGGAAUGACAACUCAUCCCGUUUUGGUAAAUUCAUCAGAAUCCAUUUUGGAACAACAGGGAAACUGGCCUCAGCAGACAUUGAAACAUAUUUGCUUGAGAAGUCUCGAGUGACGUUCCAGCUGUCUGCUGAGAGGAGCUACCACAUCUUCUAUCAGCUCAUGACGGGCCACAAACCUGAGCUCAUAGAGGCUCUGCUGAUCACCACAAAUCCAUAUGACUAUCACAUGGUCAGUCAGGGUGAAAUCAGUGUCAAGAGUAUCAAUGACGUUGAAGAAUUCAUCGCUACUGAUACUGCUAUUGACAUCCUGGGCUUCACUGCAGAAGAAAAGGCAUACAUUUACAAGCUGACUGGAGCUGUAAUGCAUCAUGGAAACAUGAAAUUCAAGCAGAAACAACGUGAAGAGCAGGCUGAGCCUGAUGGCACUGAGGUGGCAGAUAAAAUCGCCUACCUCAUGGGUCUGAACUCUGCUGAUUUGCUGAAAGCACUAUGCUACCCCAGAGUGAAGGUUGGGAACGAGUAUGUGACCAAAGGUCAAACUGUCCCUCAGGUCCACAACUCUGUCAUGGCUCUCUGCAAGUCUGUCUAUGAGAAAAUGUUCUUGUGGAUGGUCGUCAGAAUCAAUGAGAUGCUGGAUACAAGGCAAGCCAGAAGCUUUUUCAUCGGUGUCCUGGAUAUUGCCGGGUUUGAAAUCUUUGAUUUCAACAGCUUGGAGCAGCUGUGCAUCAACUUCACCAAUGAAAAAUUGCAACAAUUUUUCAACCACCACAUGUUUGUCCUGGAGCAAGAAGAGUACAAGAAAGAAGGAAUUGAAUGGGAGUUCAUUGACUUUGGCAUGGAUUUGGCUGCCUGCAUUGAGCUUAUUGAGAAGCCAAUGGGCAUCUUCUCCAUCCUUGAAGAGGAGUGCAUGUUCCCCAAGGCAUCAGACAUGACCUUCAAGAACAAACUGUACGACCAGCAUCUUGGGAAAAGCAAAUCCUUUGAGAAGCCAAAACCUGCCAAAGGCAAAGCUGAAGCUCACUUUUCUCUGGUGCACUAUGCUGGCACUGUUGAUUACAACAUCGUUGGCUGGCUGGACAAGAACAAAGACCCCCUGAAUGACUCAGUGGUUCAGCUCUACCAGAAGUCUUCAGUUAAACUGCUAUCCUUCCUGUAUGCAUCCCAUGCCGCAACAGAAGGUGAGGGUGGUGCCAAGAAAGCUGGCAAGAAGAAGGGUGGCUCCUUCCAGACUGUGUCUGCUUUGUUCAGGGAAAAUUUAGGCAAGCUGAUGACCAAUUUGAGGAGCACUCAUCCUCACUUUGUGCGCUGCCUGAUUCCCAAUGAGUCAAAGACUCCAGGUCUUAUGGAGAACUUCUUGGUCAUCCACCAGCUGAGGUGUAACGGUGUGCUGGAGGGCAUCAGGAUCUGCAGGAAAGGUUUCCCCAGCAGAAUCCUCUAUGGUGACUUCAAGCAGAGAUACAAAGUAUUAAAUGCCAGUGUCAUCCCAGAGGGGCAGUUCAUUGACAACAAAAAGGCUUCAGAGAAACUGCUGGGAUCCAUCAAUGUGGACCACUCUCAGUACAAGUUUGGCCACACCAAGGUGUUCUUCAAAGCUGGUCUGCUGGGUCUCUUGGAGGAGAUGAGAGAUGAGAAACUGGCUGAGUUGGUCACAAUGACUCAGGCUCUCUGCAGAGGUUUCCUCAUGAGGAGAGAGUUUGUCAAGAUGAUGGAAAGGAGAGAGGCCCUUUUCUCCAUCCAGUACAACAUCCGCUCAUUUAUGAAUGUCAAAACCUGGCCAUGGAUGAAGCUGUACUUCAAGAUUAAGCCUCUGCUGAAGAGUGCAGAGACUGAGAAAGAGAUGGCCCAAGCUCGUAUUGAGGAGCUGGAAGAGGAGAUUGAGGCUGAGAGGGCUGCUCGGGCCAAGGUGGAGAAGCAGAGGUCUGAUCUCUCCAGGGAACUUGAGGAGAUCAGCGAGAGGCUCGAAGAGGCUGGUGGAGCAACUGCAGCUCAGAUUGAGAUGAACAAGAAACGCGAGGCUGAGUUUCAGAAGCUGCGUCGUGAUCUCGAAGAAUCCACCCUGCAGCAUGAGGCCACCGCUGCAGCUCUGCGCAAGAAGCAGGCUGACAGUGUGGCAGAGCUGGGAGAACAGAUUGAUAACCUUCAGAGAGUCAAACAGAAGCUGGAGAAGGAGAAAAGUGAAUUCAAGAUGGAGAUUGAUGAUCUCACCAGCAAUAUGGAGUCUGUCGCCAAAUCGAAGGCAAACCUUGAAAAGUUGUGCAGGACCUUAGAAGAUCAACUGAGUGAGCUCAAAGCCAAGAAUGAUGAGAAUGUUCGUCAGCUAAACGACUUCAGUGCACAAAAAGCAAGACUUCAAACUGAAAAUGGUGAAAUUGUGCGUCAGCUAGAGGAGAGAGAAGCUCUUGUUUCUCAGCUGACAAGAGGCAAGCAGGCUUUUACCCAGCAGAUUGAGGAGCUUAAGAGGCACAUAGAGGAAGAAGUUAAGGCCAAGAACGCCCUGGCUCAUGCUGUUCAGUCAGCUCGUCAUGACUGCGACCUGCUCAGGGAGCAGUAUGAGGAGGAGCAGGAGGCCAAGGCUGAGCUGCAGCGUGCAAUGUCCAAGGCCAACAGCGAGGUGGCUCAGUGGAGAACCAAAUACGAGACUGAUGCCAUUCAGCGCACUGAGGAGCUGGAGGAGGCAAAGAAAAAGCUUGCCCAGCGUCUUCAGGAUGCAGAGGAAACCAUUGAGGCUGUGAAUGCAAAAUGUGCCUCUCUGGAAAAAACAAAACAGAGACUGCAGGGUGAGGUGGAGGACCUGAUGAUCGAUGUGGAAAGAGCUAAUGCUCUGGCUGCUAACCUCGACAAGAAGCAAAGGAACUUUGACAAGGUUCUGGCAGAGUGGAAACAGAAGUAUGAGGAAAGUCAGGCGGAGCUGGAGGGAGCACAGAAGGAGGCUCGGUCAAUGAGUACUGAGCUGUUCAAAAUGAAAAACUCCUAUGAAGAAGCUCUGGACCACCUGGAAACCUUGAAGAGGGAGAACAAGAACCUGCAACAGGAGAUUUCAGACCUGAGUGAACAACUCGGUGAGACCGGUAAGACGAUUCAUGAGCUUGAGAAAGGAAAGAAGGCGGUGGAAAGUGAGAAGUCAGAGAUCCAGACUGCUCUGGAGGAGGCAGAGGCUACCCUAGAGCAUGAGGAAUCCAAGAUUCUCCGCAUUCAGCUUGAGCUCACACAAGUCAAGGGUGAAAUUGACAGAAAACUUGCAGAGAAGGACGAGGAGAUUGAGCAGAUCAAGAGGAACAGCCAGAGAGUAAUCGAGUCCAUGCAGAGCACGUUAGAUGCUGAGGUCAGAAGCAGGAAUGAUGCCCUGAGAAUCAAAAAGAAGAUGGAGGGAGACCUCAAUGAGAUGGAGGUUCAGCUCAGCCAUGCCAACCGCCAGGCAGCUGAAGCCCAGAAACAGCUGAGAAACGUACAAGGACAGCUUAAGGAUGCACAACUGCACCUUGAUGAAGCUCUCAGAAGUCAGGAAGACAUGAAGGAGCAGGUUGCCAUGGUGGAGCGCAGGAACAACUUGAUGCUGGCUGAGAUCGAGGAGCUGAGAGCUGCACUGGAGCAGACAGAGAGAAGCCGCAAAGUGGCUGAACAGGAGCUGGUUGAUGUCAGCGAGCGUGUGACACUACUGCACUCUCAGAAUACCAGCCUUAUCAACACCAAGAAGAAGCUGGAGGCUGACCUUGUCCACAUCCAAGGUGAAGUAGAAGAUUCUGUUCAGGAAGCAAGAAAUGCUGAAGAAAAGGCCAAGAAGGCCAUCACUGAUGCGGCCAUGAUGGCAGAAGAGUUGAAGAAGGAGCAGGACACCAGUGCUCAUUUGGAGAGGAUGAAGAAGAACCUGGAGGUGACGGUGAAGGACCUGCAGCACCGCCUGGAUGAAGCUGAGAAUCUGGCCAUGAAGGGCGGCAAGAAGCAGCUCCAGAAACUGGAGGCGAGGGUGCGUGAGCUUGAGGCUGAAGUUGAAGCUGAGCAGAGACGAGGAGCAGAGGCUGUCAAAGGUGUUCGGAAAUAUGAGAGAAGAGUGAAGGAGCUCACGUAUCAGACUGAAGAGGACAAGAAGAACGUCACCAGACUUCAGGAUCUGGUGGACAAGCUGCAGCUGAAAGUGAAGGCCUACAAGAGACAGUCUGAGGAAGCUGAGGAGCAGGCCAACACUCACCUGUCCAGGUACAGAAAGGUUCAGCAUGAGCUGGAGGAGGCUCAGGAGCGAGCUGACAUCGCUGAGUCCCAGGUCAACAAGCUGAGGGCGAAGAGCCGGGAAAUUGGAAAAGCAAAGGAGGCUGAAGAAUAA
Molecule: messenger RNA, 5028 nt
Organism: Xiphias gladius (swordfish)
Lineage: Eukaryota; Metazoa; Chordata; Actinopteri; Istiophoriformes; Xiphiidae
Product: myosin heavy chain, fast skeletal muscle-like
Cellular component (GO): myosin complex
Molecular function (GO): actin filament binding; ATP binding; cytoskeletal motor activity
Source: RefSeq, a predicted model, not a curated record